Messenger RNA from Selaginella moellendorffii, 3603 nucleotides. RefSeq names its product boron transporter 1. Gene Ontology annotation, biological process: monoatomic anion transport; monoatomic ion homeostasis; transmembrane transport. Gene Ontology annotation, cellular component: plasma membrane. Lineage: Eukaryota; Viridiplantae; Streptophyta; Lycopodiopsida; Selaginellales; Selaginellaceae. The transcript is spliced from 14 exons. The record is from RefSeq and is a predicted model, not a curated record. The coding region runs from base 1287 to 3386 and encodes 699 amino acids. Gene Ontology annotation, molecular function: solute:inorganic anion antiporter activity.
CGGAGGUUAAGGAGCACUGCUUAGCGUGACCUUGUCCUGUAGCGCCUACUUGAGCGCUCUGUGUUCCUCGCUUCUUCUUGUUCUCUCCUUGAUCGACUGCGCGGCGAGCGGCAGUGUGUUUGAUCGAUCGAUCGAGGAUCAAGACUGGCGUCACGGGAUAUGGCGCGCUAGCUCGCAUCGAUCUUUCUUGCUCCAUCGGAUGCCUCCGUCGACGAUUAUGGCCGCGCGCUAAGCUCUGCGACCAUCGAUGCCAUUCGCGAUGCCUCGCUAGAGCGCUAGAGCUUCUCUCCGCAGAUCGCAUUUCUAUCGAGGGGGUCCUCGGUCGUCGCUCCGGCAAUGGCAAUCCCUCGCUAAGCCGUGGUUUUCUUCUUUCUUUCCAGGAUGCCUCGCUAAAAGCGACUAGCGAGCGUUCCAUUUGGAUCAACUCCGGAGGAGGCCAUAAUAUUUGUUCUUCGUCCUCCCGAGAAGAAAGAAAGAAGCCGCCAUGUAAGUAUGUAAACCCCUACCAAAGAGUGGCUUUUGGGAGUUAAAGGCUCGACCAGCGGUCUGGUAGCACUUGGUUUUCAUUGCCAGCUGUUUACAACACAGAGAGGCAUUCACUCCGAAUAAACCGUGGCAGAAGGAAGAGAGAGAGAGAGAUCACCGAUCAUCAAUCACAGCUCCAUGCCAGAGCUUCAUGCGUCGUUGGUACUCUUCCACAGAAUUACUAUAUGAAUUCCUGCAAAGUAAAAGCCUCAGAGAAGCUUCACUGGGCAUCGCGGAUCCCGUAAAAUAAGCCCACCAGCAAAGUCGUCGCGAUUGCUGCUCCAGAGAUCAACAUGGGGGUGAUGAUGCGCUAAGUGCCAAGUCGCUGCUCAGAUCCCAAUUUCUUUUCAACGUGUUUACCAUGGAGAGGGGAACUAAUUUUUCUCUGGAGCGUAUAAUAUCGUCCAUCAAAGUCAUGGAUCGCUAAAGCUUCUUUUCGUUGCUCCCUGCGGGGUUGCUACUGUUGCUCCAUGCUGCUGCUCGAGCUUUCAGAGCUUCUUGCAACGACACCAACAAGAUGUACGAAGUUCCACCUUUUGGAGCACUGUGCAUCGCUGCGUCGAGAUUUGGAAUAAGGGGCAAAAGAUAUACUUCACAAUAUCAAGCGAGUUCUAACUUAAUUUUCUCCGAGAUACGAAUAAGAGAAUGGGGGCGCUAACAGAACCAAUCCAGUUUUGCCCGUAGCCUGCAUCUGAUAAGCCUCCUCUUCUUUUUCAUUUUCUUGACUUCCCGAUACCAUCAUCACCACCUUUUGCUUCAAAAUGGAAGAGACAUUCGUUCCUUUCCGAGGAAUUUUAAACGACGUCAAGGGGCGUAUAAAAUGUUACAGGCAGGACUGGAUUGGCGGCUGGAAUGCUGGCUACAGAAUAUUUGCUCCCACGACAUACAUCUUUUUCGCUUCGGCCAUUCCAGUAAUAUCUUUUGGAGAGCAACUCGAUAGAGAUACAAAUGGAAUCUUAACUGCCGUGCAAACUCUUGCAUCCACUUCUCUCUGUGGGCUCCUACACUCGAUCAUUGGAGGCCAACCUUUACUCAUCCUUGGAGUUGCAGAACCAACAGUCAUUAUGUAUACGUUUAUGUAUGACUUUGCAAAGAACAGGGACGAUCUAGGCCCCAAGCUUUUCUUGGCCUGGACGGGAUGGGUCUGCGUUUGGGUUGCAAUUUUGCUGUUUCUCUUAGCAAUCUUGGGGGCUUGUUCUAUCAUCAACAGGUUUACGAGAAUUGCCGGAGAACUCUUUGGAAUGCUCAUUGCAGGCCUUUUCAUGCAGCAAGCAAUCAAGGGUAUCGUCGGGGAGUUUCGUAUACCCAAGCGAGACGAUCCUUCGUUGCAAGAGUUCAGCACGCCCUGGCGCUUUUCAAAUGGCAUGUUUGGCUUGGUACUUUCGUUCGGUCUGCUGCUUACAGGAUUGAAAAGCAGGAAGGCAAGGUCCUGGCGCUAUGGUGCUGGCUGGAUGCGUGGUUUAAUAGCUGACUAUGGACUUCCGCUCAUGGUUCUCGUGUGGACUGGCAUUUCUUAUGCCGCCGCGAAUGACACUCCAGCUGGGAUUCCAAGACGUCUAUACAGUCCGAAUCCUUGGUCACAUCGUGCUAUGGCAAAUUGGACAGUGAUCAAGGAAAUGCGGGAUGUUCCCAUUUUAUACAUCAUAGGAGCGUUCAUUCCAGCAACCAUGAUCGCAGUGCUCUAUUAUUUUGAUCACAGUGUUGCUUCCCAGCUGGCUCAACAGAAGGAAUUCAACUUGCGCAAGCCCUCUUCUUACCACUAUGAUCUGCUACUGCUAGGUGGAAUGGUUAUUAUCUGUGGCCUGCUUGGAAUACCACCUUCGAAUGGAGUCAUUCCGCAGUCUCCCAUGCACACGAAGAGCCUAGCAACACUAAAACACCAGAUUAACCGCGAUAAGCUAGUAAAGACGGCAAAGUCGAGCAUCAAUAACAACGAAACUCUGGGACAGCUUUACGGUAACUUACAAUCUGCGUACAAGGAGAUGGAGUCACCACUUCGGUUUCAGCCAGCAUCAUCUCGGGUAUUGAAAGAACUGAAAGAAGAAACUUCUCAAUACACUUCAGCAGACUCGGUAUUGUCAGGACUGCCAGUUGACACUAGCGUUUUCGAUCCGGAAAAGGACGUCGAUGACUUGCUCCCUGUGGAAGUGAAAGAGCAACGAGUUAGCAACCUUUUGCAGUCUUUGCUUGUUGGAGGCUGCGUCGGUGCCAUGCCACUGAUCAAGAAAAUCCCAACUUCAGUUUUAUGGGGCUACUUUGCCGUCAUGGCGAUAGAGAGCUUGCCAGGAAACCAGUUCUGGGAGAGGAUCUUGCUACUCUUCACCGCACCCAGCCGCAGAUUCAAAGUCCUGGAGGACGUGCAUGCCGCGUUCGUGGAGACAGUCCCAUUCAAGACGAUAAUUAUCUUCACACUGUUCCAGUUCGUCUAUCUCCUGGCCUGCUUUGGGAUUACGUGGAUCCCAAUUGCCGGUGUCCUGUUCCCCUUGCUCAUCAUGCUCCUGGUGCCGAUUCGCCAAUACGUUCUACCAAAGUUCUUCAAGGCACACCACUUGCAAGAGCUGGACGCCGCCGAGUACGAAGAGGCCCCCGCAAUGCCAUACAACAGCGCAAUGAGAGAAGCCGAAUCCACGAUGGAAGUUUUGAGAUCACCACGGCAGGAUGUGAUGAGAUCGCCACUCCGGAUGGAAGGAGGAGGAUCACCGCUACCUUUAUCGCCUGUGAGGGCGCGCUCUUCGCCGAAGCGUGUAGGUACCAGCGACGCAGAGGUCCUGGACGCGGUCACCACGAGAAGCCGUGUGGAAUUCAAGCACCAGUACAGUCCAUUACGAAUGAUACCGGACAGCUCCUCUCCCGGCUCUUAAGCUUGUAAGUUAUCACCAGCAUUCUACUUCGCUUCUAGCAAUUUAGAUUUCUAGCCUUGGCUGCGAAUAAGGCGUGCAACAGCAGCACAACCCUUCCGAAAAACUGUCCCAGAAAUGUUGUUAAAAGAGAGAUCCAGCUCCUCCAGAUGCUCGAUCUGAAACGUUUGAUUGUCAACUGACGAUCUCUAAAUAUGAUAAAGUUCGUCUCUUUAACCAA